GGCCUAAUUGCCUUAAAAAUAAUCGCCAACUCUAUCCCAUUCUCUCACCCCUCAAAUUAUUCAUCACCAACACACAGUAUACACUAUAUAGAAAUAGCAAAAGCGAGAGAAUAUGCAAGUCAAUGAAAGAAUGAAGAAUCGUUCUCAGCUACGAUGGUUCGUGGGGGUGAUGGUUAUUGUGGGCAUCAUCGGAGCAUCACUUUUCAUAGCGAGUGUGGUUCAAACCCCUGAUAACUCUUCCUUCUUAUGCUCUCUCACAAGCCCCAAAACCAUGAUAAAAAAUGGUUACAGUCCCACAUCGAUGCAGCUUCGUGCAAUACUCCACUAUGCAACCUCGCACAUUGUUCCUCAACAAUCAUUCUCCGAGAUUAGCAUCACCUUCAACGUCCUCAAAUCCCUUAACCGACCCUUCAACUUCCUCGUAUUCGGUCUCGGACACGAUUCUCUUAUGUGGGCCAGCUUUAAUCCACGUGGCACCACGCUAUUCCUCGAGGAGGACCCCAAGUGGGUCCAGACCGUCCUCAAGGACGCGCCGGAGCUCCGAGCAACCACCGUGCGCUACCGCACCCAGCUCCGCGAAGCCGAUGAGCUCCUCUCCUCGUACCGCUCCGAGCCGGCGUGUUCGCCGUCGAGCGCUGCCCUGCGCGGCAACGAGCGGUGUAAGUUAGCGCUCCACAACCUCCCCGACGAGGUGUAUGAGACAGAGUGGGACCUGAUUAUGAUCGAUGCGCCUAGAGGGUAUUUUCCGGAGGCUCCCGGUCGCAUGGCGGCGAUAUUUUCCAUGGCGGUGAUGGCGAGGAACAGAAAGGGUUCCGGCGUGACGCACGUGUUCUUGCACGAUGUGGAUCGGAAGGUGGAGAAGGUUUAUGCGGAGGAGUUCCUUUGUAGGAAGAACAUGGUGAAGGGCGUUGGUAGGCUUUGGCACUUCGAGAUUCCUCCGUCAAAUGUUAACGACACUCGUUACGAUGGUCGUUUCUGUUAGGGGGUGUUUUAGGGUUUCAGAUUUUUCAACUUCACUCGCAGGCACUGCGUUAUGUUUUUCUCCUUUAUGUCUUGUUUACCGAAAGAGACACUUUACAGUUUUACUAUUUUUGUUUUUUAUUUUAUUUUAAAUUUUACUUUUGCCUUUUUUUUCGUGUAUGAAUAGAAAGAGAGGGGCAAAUGAAUUGUCGGUGCAUUGAGGUUACAGUUGGACGGUAAUGAUGAAAUCCCAUUGCACUAUUCUUUGCCGACACGAACCGGUUGCGUGUUAUCUUAUCUUUUUCGUCAUUUAUUUUUAGGAAAAAUAUUUCUUUUAUA
Messenger RNA from Gastrolobium bilobum, 1299 nucleotides. RefSeq names its product arabinogalactan O-methyltransferase 1-like. Lineage: Eukaryota; Viridiplantae; Streptophyta; Magnoliopsida; Fabales; Fabaceae. Gene Ontology annotation, biological process: xylan biosynthetic process. The record is from RefSeq and is a predicted model, not a curated record. The transcript has a single exon. The coding region runs from base 113 to 982 and encodes 289 amino acids.